This is a messenger RNA of Gossypium raimondii (Peruvian cotton), 840 nucleotides long. RefSeq lists its product as uncharacterized. The transcript is spliced from 2 exons. NCBI's taxonomy places the organism in Eukaryota, Viridiplantae, Streptophyta, Magnoliopsida, Malvales, Malvaceae. The record is from RefSeq and is a predicted model, not a curated record. Gene Ontology annotation, molecular function: phosphoprotein phosphatase activity. The coding region runs from base 1 to 840 and encodes 279 amino acids.
AUGUUAUCCGAGAAGCCAAAAGAGCCCAUCAGCAAGCGCCAACAACUGCACCACAUUUUCCAUAUACGAAGGUGUUUUUCAGGUAAAAAGAACAACGCCGCCAAUUCCAUCACCAUCUUCGCAUCGAUAAACAAGUGCUUUGAUAAAUGUACCCAUCAGCUCACCAAGGUUUUAUCGGUGCUUGCCCGUAAAGUAACCCCAUCGUGUCGCAUUAAGGGAUUCGAGGUUAUCGAAAAGAAAGACAAACCCCAGUUCGAUUACGUCGAUGUUAAAGCCCGGAACUUGCUUCCACCGUUGGGACCGGAUAAAAAAGGGACCAUCGUGCUUGACUUGGAUGAGACGUUGGUGCAUUCGAGACUCGGCCCUCCUCCGCCGAGGUACGAUUUCGCGGUUUCGAGGGUGAUGGACGGAGUGACAAUUUAUUUCUACGUGUUUAAACGGCCUGGGGUCGACGAGUUCUUGGAGAUCAUCAGCAAGAAAUAUGAGGUCGUCGUUUUCACGGCGGGGCACAAAGCGUACGCGUCCAAGGUGAUCGACACGCUCGACCCUAAAGGAUUGAUAUCGCAUAGGUUUUAUAGGGAUUCAUGCAAGCAAGUGCGGGGAAAAUUCAUUAAGGACUUGUCGGAGAUAGGGAGGGACUUGAGGAAGACUGUCAUCGUCGACGAUAACCCAAAGUCGUAUUCGUUGCAACCGGAAAACGGGAUACCGAUCAAGCCGUUCUACGGCGAUGAGCUUUGGGACAGGGAAUUGAUGAAGUUGGCCGGUUUUUUCGAGAGAUGCGAUGUUUUUCAAGACAUGAGAGACGCUGUGAACCAUUAUCUUCGAGGUGCUAAAGAUUAA